This is a messenger RNA of Closterium sp. NIES-65, 1011 nucleotides long. The record is from the annotation of a GenBank genome assembly. Lineage: Eukaryota; Viridiplantae; Streptophyta; Zygnematophyceae; Desmidiales; Closteriaceae.
AUGUACCUGGCCCGGACUAUGCCGCCGCGUCCGGAGGUGGUGGAGGCCUUCAGGGAUUGGGAUAGCUGUCUGGAGGAUUGCUUUGAGCAGCUUUUCCCACCUGGCACUUGGGAGCAUGACCCCGACCGGUCUAGGCGCGCGCGCAUGCAGCUGCAUCUCCCUGUGCGACUCGGAGGGUUUGGGAUCCGGGCAGCAGCCUCUUUGAGUCCGCUGUCCUAUGUUUAUCUCACAUUCACUGCGGCGGAGUGGGGCAUUGCUGCUGCUAUACGGCUCGGGCUCCCAAUUCAGCAGCUACAGGUGGCGGGGAGGUGUGUUUGUGGCACAGCAUAUGUUGACCCAGCAGACCCGCAUCAUGCCCUGAGAUGCAAGCACCAGCAUGGUCCAUCUCGGGUACAUGAUGAGGUGAAGUUUGCGGUGGCGAAGAUCUCUAAGGCAUCUGGGGGGGUGGUGACAAUGGAGGAUAGUGUGGUGCUGCAGGGGAAGCGGGUUGAUGUCGCGGUGCGACGACCAAUGGCUGGAGAGGCUCACGCCCUAGACAUCAGCGUCGCGGACCCGCUAUCGCUGUUUCCAUCUUUGCUAGGUCAGUGCGGGCGUCAAAUAGGCGUGGCGGCAAGAGAAUGGGAGCGUCGUAAAACGAGCGAUUACGCGCCUCUGCUUGCACGCAACCGGGGCGUGCAGUUUACUCCUCUGAUAGUGGAGACGUGGGGGUGUCUCGGCGGUCGCUUUCGGAGGUGGCUUCGUCAGCAGGGAGAUGCGCACGUGGGGCUAGCUGUGUCGCGGGGGGCUUGUCGGGAGGACGACACUGUGUUUUCGGCUUAUCUUCUAGGGUCACUGAAGGCGCUCAUCGGGGUGGCGUUGCAACGUGCGCAAGCCCGUGUCAUCCUGCUUCGAGCGGCGUCUUCUAUGGGGGGGAUUAACGUUGACUUGGUGGACCGGGAGUGGGACGAUGGCGAUGCGGAAGGCGGGGCUCUCUGGGUGGAGGCCCCGUACAUGGUGGAUUCGCUGUUGUGA